AUGUGGCUGCGGGCUACUAGUGGCAGAUUUGUGCGGACAGUAUCCGGACCUAACGCCCUAGCUGUUCCUGUCUGUGGAUACUGUGUGCUAUGAUUUGUUUAUAAAAUCCGCUUUACACUGAGAUGAGCAGAAUAGAUGGUGAUCUUUGAAAAUGAAUUUCUUUCCAAUCAAAUCCAUGUUGCACUGACGGCAGUGAAAGCAUUCUGGCUUGGCAUGCCAAUGGAAGUCUUGAUAAUUCAAGCGUUUCUCGUCGGGACCGAUCUUUUGACCACACGUGUCACAGUUCCGAGCAAAGUGUUUCAUGUAGCAGUCGAUACAGUGUGGAUGAUCGUUCUUCAUCAUGUAGCGAUGGCCGCCAAGACGAAAAUCACAUUUGAGACAAGCAAAGUGAUCGAAAUGCCAGGACUUCUCUUCAGCAAAUGUGUAUUCACGAGCGAAAAUCAGCUCAUCACAUCCAGCGCAUCGUGGAUAUUGUAAAUCAGCGAAAUGCCUCCCACAGUAGUAUUUACCUUGGUAAUGGAAAUAAAGCAUAUCGACAAGCAGUUGAUCACACUGGGCACAUCGGAAGCAGUUCGGAUGCCACACAUCCUAUAA
Molecule: messenger RNA, 594 nt
Organism: Haemonchus placei
Lineage: Eukaryota; Metazoa; Nematoda; Chromadorea; Rhabditida; Trichostrongylidae
Source: the annotation of a GenBank genome assembly